CUAAUUAUCUCUAGUUCUUAAUCAUUGAUUUUUUAUUUUUUCCGACGCAGUUUUGCAAAAGAAUAUUUUCGCUGCUGAAAAUUGGGAGUUGAAGUUGUAGCGUCUAAUUAAAAAAAGUUAAAACAGAAUUUUGCGAGCAUGGGUGACAAUGAACAAAAGGCUUUGCAGCUUAUGGCUGAAGCUGAAAGAAAAUUGACUCAACAAAAAGGAUUUCUUGGUUCCCUUUUCGGAGGUUCUAACAAAGUUGAAGAGGCGAUAGAAAAUUAUCAGCGGGCUGGAAAUAUGUUUAAAAUGUCAAAGAACUGGACAAAAGCAGGUGAAUGUUUUUGCGAGGCAGCUAGCCUGCACUCAAGAGCCGGAAGCCGUCAUGACGCUGGUACUUGCUUUGUUGAUGCUUCAAAUUGCUAUAAGAAAGUUGAUAUCGAAAGCGCAGUAUCAUGUUUAUUAAAAGCCAUAGAUAUUUAUACAGAUAUGGGUCGGUUUACUAUGGCUGCUAAACAUCAUCAAAGCAUUGCUGAAAUGUAUGAGAGUGAUCCUAAUACUUUGGCUAAAGCAAUUCAGCAUUAUGAACAGGCUGCCGACUAUUUUAAAGGAGAAGAGUCAGUUAGCUCAGCUAACAAAUGUAUGCUAAAGGUAGCACAAUAUGCCGCCCAAUUAGAGGACUAUGAAAAGGCAAUUUCAAUAUACGAGCAGGUGGCUACGUCAUCGCUUGAAAGUUCGCUACUUAAAUAUAGUGCGAAGGAGUACUUUUUUCGUGCUGCUCUUUGCCAUCUCUGUGUUGAUCAAUUAAAUGCCCAACAUGCUAUCGAAAAGUAUUCCAAUCAAUAUCCAGCAUUCCAAGAUUCUAGAGAAUAUAAAUUAAUAAAGGCUCUUUGCGAACACCUCGAAGACCAAAAUGUUGAGGGCUUCACCGAAGCUGUUAAAGAAUAUGAUAGCAUCUCGCGUUUGGAUCAGUGGUACACGACAAUAUUGCACAGAAUUAAAAAGGCCGCUAAUGAUAUGCCAAAUUUACAAUAAAUUGUAAAUAAGAUGCCGUCAUUUAGUCUAAUUAUCCAAUUAUUCAUAUGAAAUGAAUCCAAAUGUUAUCGAUCCAAUUAAUUACUAUUCACGGUCUAUUUCAGAGUCUACCCAAGUAAUAAGGAACUUUGCUUUUGCAUACUAAAUAUAACUUGAGCUUUACCAAAAUAAGUUUUUCAAAUGCAUGCCAAAACAUGCUCAGUGAAAUGCUUUAAAAUUGGGAAAAUACUACUUCACGCUAUAUUAAUUUUAUGUAGUAAUGAAAUUUGGAGAACUCUCGCAAUAACUAAACAUGAUAUGAUUCAUGAUUAAUUGCAAGUUAAUAAUCUUGAUGCGGUUUAUGCUCUAAAUAUAUUACAUUUUGAAAAUUAAAGCUUUUAUCAAAUACUAAAAUAUCACGAUAGUUGUAGACAUUAAAAGUUUUUCGUAACAAUUAAUAAUAUUGAAAUAUAUUAAAGCAUAUAAAAUGA
Molecule: messenger RNA, 1487 nt
Organism: Glossina fuscipes
Lineage: Eukaryota; Metazoa; Arthropoda; Insecta; Diptera; Glossinidae
Gene: alphaSnap
Product: alpha-soluble NSF attachment protein
Exons: 5
Coding region: 139-1017 (292 amino acids)
Biological process (GO): intracellular protein transport; SNARE complex disassembly
Cellular component (GO): vacuolar membrane; SNARE complex
Molecular function (GO): soluble NSF attachment protein activity; syntaxin binding
Source: RefSeq, a predicted model, not a curated record